AUGAUCUUCGCAGCCCGCCCACUCCAGGAGAAGUGCCAGGAGAUGCGAACCCACCUGUACUCUACCUUCGUGGACCUGACGAAAGCCUUCGACACGGUGAAUCGUGAAGGACUGUGGAAGAUCAUGCAGAAAUUCGGCUGUCCGGAGCGAUUCACACAGACGGUGCGUCAGCUGCACGACGGUAUGAUGGCGCGAGUCACGGACAACGGAGCUGUCUCAGAGGCAUUCGUAGUGACCAACGGAGUGAAGCAGGGAUGCGUGCUGGCACCAACCCUCUUCAGUCUUAUGUUCUCUGCCAUGCUGAUGGACGCCUACCGCGACGAACGCCCUAGAAUCCGCAUCGCCUACAGAACGGACGGUCAUCUCCUGAAUCAACGGCGCAUGAACUUCCAAUCGCGCGUAUCCACAACUACCGUGCACGAACUCCUCUUCGACGACGACUGCGCCCUGAACACCACCUCGGAAGAGGAGAUGCAACGGAGCAUGGACCUAUUCUCCGCCGCCUGCGAGAACUUUGGGCUGGUCAUUAACACGCAGAAGACGGUGGUGAUGCACCAACCGCCGCCCAACUCAGCCACAGCACCCAACGCGCCGCCGCAAAUCAGCGUGAACGGAAAUCAACUGCAAGUGGUAGAGAACUUCCCGUAUCUGGGCAGUACCCUCUCCCACAACACCAAGAUUGAUGACGAAGUCGUCAACAGGAUCUCGAAAGCCAGUCAAGCCUUCGGUCGUCUCCGAAACACAGUUUGGAACCGCCACGGUCUCCAACUGAGCACGAAGCUGAAGAUGUACAAGGCCGUUAUCCUGCCGACGUUACUGUACGGAGCAGAGACAUGGACGGUUUACACGAGACAGGCACGCCGACUGAAUCACUUCCACCUCAGUUGUCUCCGUCGCAUCCUGAGGCUGAACUGGCAGGAUCGAAUCCCCGACACGGAAGUACUGGAACGAACGGGAAUCCUCAGCAUCAACGCCAUACUGAGGCAAAUGCAGCUGCGCUGGAGCGGCCACCUGGUUUGCAUGGAUGACGAGCGUCUACCCAAACGACUCUUCUACGGAGACGUCGCGACGGGUUCUCGUCGUCAAGGAGGCCAAAUUCGCCGUUACAAGGAUACUCUGAAGUCCUCCCUGAAGCGCCUGCAAAUCAACCCGACCAACUGGGAAGAGCUCGCUCGCGAUCGUCCGACAUGGAGGAGAACAGUGAAGACGGGCGCUGCUUUCUACGAAGAAAACCGAAUCGCCGCCGCCAAAGCGAAACGCGAAGCCCGCAAAUCACAACUUCGCCCAGUCCGCAACGCCGCCGCAAAACCUCUCCCUACGUGUCCUCGAUGUCAACGGACAUUCCGGGCACGAAUCGGACUUGUCGGACAUCUCCGAACCAACUGCACCUCUCAAACUGCUCCAGCCAUCGUCCCCUCGCCCGCCUCUUCCUCGUCCUCUCUUCCGCCAACUAACUCUGACACUCCUUCUGCACCACCACUUCCAUCCUCCUCCUUCUCCUCCACUGCCCCAGCGGAGGCCGUUCAGGCUGCCGUCUCACACAUCGCCGAUCACGUCACAACAACCACAACCACCCCCACCCCUCCAGAUUCCAGUGAUGAGGAUCAGGACUACACCUGCCCUCACUGCGACCGCACCUUCACCUCUCGAAUCGGCCUGGUCGGUCACUUGCGAAUCCAUCGCACAGAGACUGGCGAACCAGUGCCUGGAGCACCAACCUACACCCACCGCACUCGCCUCCACUGCCCACACUGCCCUCGCACCUUCACGCAUCGCAUGGGUCUAUUCGGCCACAUGCGCAUCCACGACGACCUACGGUAG
Molecule: messenger RNA, 1821 nt
Organism: Spirometra erinaceieuropaei
Lineage: Eukaryota; Metazoa; Platyhelminthes; Cestoda; Diphyllobothriidea; Diphyllobothriidae
Source: the annotation of a GenBank genome assembly